UGAAAGAAAGCAUGAAUGAGACGAGUUUACGCAACCGAACGACUCGAGAACGAUAUUAUACCACGAGAAUUAAUGCUGAACCAGUCAUUCUCUUGUUGGUGGACUGCAGCGCCCUCCGACAAUGUUGUGUCACAUCGCGCCACCCGAGAAACGACAAAGCUGUAUAUUGUCGUACGGAGGGCGUGGUUUCAGUCGACUGCUUUGUGUCUUGAGGUUAUUUAUAUUGUAGAUUUUGACUGUCUAACUUGUAGUCAAGUAGUCACACUGGUGAAUAGUGACAGUAUGUCGUGGCGAUUCAAAGCUUCCAAAUACAAGAAUGCUGCUCCAAAGGUGCCCAAACCUGAUGAGUGGGUUAGAGACCUCAAUAUUGGUUCCUACCAGAUCAAUGGGCAGGUUAUCAAGGCCUCAGCAUCAUUCAUGGCAUUCAAUGCUGAUGUGGCAGGGAGCAACUUGUAUGUCAUUCCUCUAAACGACACAGGAAGGAAGCCUAAAAACUACCCACUCCUCCAUGCUCAUUCCGAUUUAGUCACUGAUUUGGAUUUCUCUCCUUUUGACGAUGGAUUAUUGGCUACAGGGUCCCAAGAUUCCAUGAUUAAACUAUGGAGCAUUCCAGAAUGUGGAUUGUCAGAGACCGUAAUGACGCCAGAGUGCACACUGACGCGUGCUCACCAGCGUCGAAUAGAGAAUGUCUUAUUUCAUCCUGUCGCCGAUUUUUUACUUUCCACGUCGUCCGGAAAUGCAUUGACCUUGUGGGAUAUCCACAAACAAGAAGAGCUCAUGACUUUGAACAAUGAAGAAGACGUUUUUCAAAGUCUUUCGUGGAAGGCAGACGGGAGCAUGCUGGCAACCACUUCCAAAGAUAAAAAAGUUCGUAUUUGGGAUCCGAGAGCUAAUUCGGUUACCCAUUCGGCCGAUAGUCAUUCGAGUAACCGCGAGUCUGUAACCACUUGGCUGGGGGCUUCUAAUCGUAUCCUCACUUCCGGAUUCGAUUCGAGCCGCCAGCGUCAGGUGUUCGUUAGGGACGUGCGCAACUUUGCCCAAGUGGAAUUUUCUCUAGUCUUCGAUAGCUCAACUGGGUUGUUGCUCCCACUCUUUGAUGCUGAUACUCAAAUGCUGUUUUUGGCCGGAAAAGGCGACAAUACCAUCGGUUUCCACGAGGUGAACGAACGUGAUCCCAUCCUCACCGAAGGCUUGAGGCAUACAGGUCAGCAAAGCAAAGGUGCUUGUCUAGUCCCUAAACGUGCGUUGCGAGUCAUGGAAGGCGAAGCUAACCGCGUAUUGCAGCUGACGGCCAACGCCGUUGUUCCCAUAUCGUAUAUUGUCCCACGCAAGUCUUACAGAGAGUUUCACGCCGAUCUGUUUCCGGAAACAGCUGGCUCAGAAUCGCCCAUCUACGCUAGUCAAUGGAUGACGGGAACCAAUGCCACGGUCGAGAAAAUACUCUUGGAUCCAAGCCGUUGGCAAGGGAAAAAUCUCCAUAUCAUUCGGGGUCCAUUAAGCCAGCGCAAAGAGGAAGUCAAGGUGGUCAAGACAGUGCCUACACCCAAACCGCGAAAAUCUGUUUCCGACGAAGGGAGUUUAUCUUCUAAUAACAUAAUGCCUAAGCCUUUUGUCGCUCCCAAACCAUCGCCACGUUUUAGUUCUAACGAAGGCAAUGGAACAACGGAGAAUCAAGGGGGUCCCCGACCCGUAGCCGUCAGACGCUCGUCUUCAUUACGAACCGGGCCGUCUGCGACGCUGGAAGAGAAAGAAAACAACACCAACGGUAAUUUGACCGACAUGAGCGCUAAAAAGCGCAGUGAUAGUGAUCGUACAGUCAACCAGGCAAAGAACGGUGAAGAGGAUGAUGUGUUCAAAGUUCCCACAACGGCCCAACGCCGACAAAUGUUCCAGGAUCGCAUCAAUUCCGUUCAGGAAACGUCAUCUGGUUCGAAUGUCGUGGACAGCAGCUCAGCCAAUGCCGUGGCUGCCUCUCCUCUCCCCAAAAGGGCCACUCGUAUUUUCGGUCGGGUGGCCAAAUUCCGUCAUCUUCACGGCACAGUCAUGCCGCGCAAUACUCAUUUGGAAAACUUUCGCGGCCUUGACAACGCUCUACCCACCGAGUGUAACGGUUUCCACGGUAAUCCGGAACGCGUGGCCGUUCCGCUCAACGGCCCUGGUGGUCGGAUCGCUAUUUUGGAACUGAAGAAAGGCGGUCGUCUACCCGACGGUCCCUUGGCAGCCUUUUUCAAUACGUGCAAAGUAUUGGAUUUCUCUUGGGAUCCUUUUAAUAGCCGUCGGCUGGCCGUCGCUUGUGAUGAUGGACGUAUUCGCCUUUGGGAAGUCAAUGGCGAUGGCGGAAUCCUUAUGGAAUCGUCGAAUGAGCCGACUAAAAUGCUGGAAGUGGCCCAAAACACGGACAGGAUAACUGUUGUAGUCUUUCAUCCGCUGGCCGCUGAUGUGAUGGCUUCCGUUUCUGCCGAUUACGUCAUUCGCAUAUGGGACAUUGAAAGUGGCGCCGUCACUGUCCAACUGGAACCUCAUCCCGAUCAGGUUUUCGGCGUGGCAUGGAGUCCAUGUGGAUCUUAUAUCGCGUCCGUGUGCAAGGACGGAAAGGUGCGAAUUUUCGAGCCCCGUGCCAGUAGAGCAGCCGUUCGCCAAGGUGCCGGCCCUAAUGGAGUCAAAGGCGCUCGUGUUACAUGGGCCCUAGAUGGCAAAUUCCUCUUGGUCUCCGGUUUUGACAAGUCAUCGCAACGGCUCUUGUACGUUUUCCGGUCGACGGAUCUUACCACUUCGCUGAAUACGCUCAAUUUGGACGUCUCGCCUACUUUACUCAUUCCGUAUUACGACGAAGACAGCGCAACACUUUUCCUAACCGGAAAGGGAGACACUACAAUUCACUGUUAUGAAGUAUCAGAAGAUCCACCGCACCUUUUCCCGCUGAGCCACCACAAAUGUUCGACUGCUCUUCAGGGAUUGGCCUUAUUGCCAAAACACGUCUGUCAAGUGAAAGAUGUGGAAUUUGCACGUUUCGUCACGCUGACAUCCAACUCGAUUGAGCCGCUGUCUUUCACAGUUCCUCGUGUCAAGAAUGAUUAUUUCCAAGAUGAUUUAUUUCCGCCAACCAAAGUCUUGUGGCAACCCAGUAUGACGGCCAGCCAGUGGUUCGCCGGAGCCAACAUUCCACCGAAACGGAUGGAUCUCAAACCAAACGAUAUGGAAACGCUUUCGAGUCUAAAGGCUCAGUCAACGACGCCAUCGGCGUCAACAGCCCCGCCCAUCGCCGAGCCGAUUGUAUCUUCAAUCAACGGUGGUGUUGGUGGCGGUUUCUUAUCCGCUGUCAGCGCACGCAAAGAGCGUGAAAAAGGAGCGCAGCUGGAAGCGGCCAUCAGUUCCCAGCUGGAGGUGAAUUUGACUCUGGAACAGGACGGCAUGGUGGGAGUCGACGAAUCGGAAUGGGAUAAUUAACGAACCGUUUUCAACAGCUGGAUGGAUGCAGGGAUCAAGAAUGAAAAGCGGUAAAAUGGAUUGCUAAAGCUUCUACCUUAUUAUCAUAUCCAACGCGAAUGGAAAACGAAAAGAAACAAACUUGAGAAAUUCCAUUUUUCAUAUCUCUUUUUUUUCCCCUAAAAAAAAAAAAAGUCUCGAUUCGUUUUUUUUUUAACGUCAGUUUUUUUUGUGUGUCGUGAUCGUUUUUUCUCAUCUUUUCUAUCUCUUUCAAGAAAUAGCUUCCGUCUUCGUGUCAAACCCAUUAUGUAAUAGCUUUUCCAUCGUCUGUGUCAGUGCCAAUGUCUUUUAUCUCUUUUUCUUCUUCGACAAAAAGAGGAAGAGAGAAGGGAAAAGAGUACAUCAUUGGGAAACACUU
Messenger RNA from Daphnia magna, 3844 nucleotides. RefSeq names its product coronin-7 (gene pod1). The transcript has 23 exons. Lineage: Eukaryota; Metazoa; Arthropoda; Branchiopoda; Diplostraca; Daphniidae. The record is from RefSeq and is a predicted model, not a curated record. Gene Ontology annotation, molecular function: protein binding. The coding region runs from base 16 to 3447 and encodes 1143 amino acids.